Galeopterus variegatus (Sunda flying lemur) is the source of this 907-nucleotide messenger RNA. RefSeq names its product centromere protein V (gene CENPV). The coding region runs from base 80 to 658 and encodes 192 amino acids. NCBI's taxonomy places the organism in Eukaryota, Metazoa, Chordata, Mammalia, Dermoptera, Cynocephalidae. Gene Ontology annotation, molecular function: carbon-sulfur lyase activity. The record is from RefSeq and is a predicted model, not a curated record. The transcript is spliced from 6 exons.
AAAAAAAAAAAAAAAAUACAUGAAUAACCUAAUAAUUGCGUAACAACCUGAGAAUUAUUCCUUUUUUUUGAACAAAAAAAUGUUCCUUCGUCCUUGUUCCGGAAGAAAUCCUCCCAGUGAAUACCAGGGCCUGGUGAAGCACACAGGAGGCUGUCACUGUGGAGCAGUUCGUUUUGAAGUUUGGGCCUCAGCGGACUUGCACGUCUUUGACUGCAACCUGUACCCAGAUGACCUGUUCCCGUGUGACUACAGCUACCCCGGCAUACCUGAUUCCAUUGGAGAUGAAGCUGCUCCCAUCCGUGAACAUCACCUCAUCAGGGUCCGGCCAAGGCACAUCAGUCAAGUCAGCUGCAGCAUUUGCAAGAAGAAGCAGAAUAGACACUUCAUUGUUCCAGCUUCUCGCUUCAAGCUCCUGAAGGGAGCCGAGAGCAUAACAACCUAUACAUUCAACACACACAAAGCCCAGCACACCUUCUGUAAGAGAUGUGGUGUUCAGAGCUUCUAUACUCCCCGCUCAAACCCCGGAGGCUUUGGAAUCGCCCCACACUGCCUGGAUGAGGGCACUGUGCGGAGUGUGGUUACUGAGGACUUCAACGGCAGCGAGUGGGAAAAGGCCAUGAAGGAGCACAAGACCAUUAAGAACAUGUCUAAAGAGUGAGCUUCUGCUUCUCGCUUCCUGAAAGCUGUUCCUGCUGCACCUUGGUGGUGCUCCUGUGUGGGACUAUUGGCCCUGUUGGCCGGCGGCCACCGUGACCUCUGCGGUUUGUCCAGCUACCAGUUUCUUUAGGCAGCUCUCUGUCCUUCCUUAGCCCAAUUUUUGAUGUAGGCUAGUUGACAUCCUUCCUUCUCUUCCCAACUUUUGUGUGAUCUUUUAGGAAAAAAAAUAAAUAUUUUUAACAUUAAAGCA